Molecule: messenger RNA, 960 nt
Organism: Odocoileus virginianus texanus
Lineage: Eukaryota; Metazoa; Chordata; Mammalia; Artiodactyla; Cervidae
Product: olfactory receptor 51G2-like
Biological process (GO): G protein-coupled receptor signaling pathway
Cellular component (GO): plasma membrane
Molecular function (GO): olfactory receptor activity; G protein-coupled receptor activity
Source: RefSeq, a predicted model, not a curated record
AUGGCAGACUCCAACCACACAGGCACUUCCUUCUUCCUCACAGGCCUGCCAGGCCUUGAGGCUGUGCACACGUGGCUCUCCAUUCCUCUAUGUGCCAUGUAUGUGGCCGCUCUGGCCGGAAACAGCCUGAUCCUGUGGGUGGUGAGGUCAGAGCCCUCCCUGCACCAGCCCAUGUACUACUUCCUGUCCAUGUUGGCUGUGACCGACCUGGGCCUGUCUGCCUCCACCCUGCCCACCAUGCUCUCCAUCUACAUGCUGGGAGUCAGGGAGGUGGCCCUGGAUGUGUGCCUGGCCCAGCUCUUCUUCAUCCACACCUUCUCAAUCAUGGAGUCCUCUGUGCUGCUGGCCAUGGCCUUUGACCGUUUCGUAGCCAUCAGCAAGCCCCUGCACUAUGGCACCAUCCUCACGAGUCCCAGGAUGGCCAGGCUGGGCCUGGCCAUUGUGGUGCGCAGCGUCGGUCUCCACAUCCCAGCCCCCAUCAUGCUGAAGCAGCUGCCUUACUGCGGGGCUCGCCUGCUGUCCCACUCCUACUGCCUGCACCCAGACGUCAUGAAGCUGGCCUGUGCUGACACCCACAGCAACAGCGCCUAUGGUCUCUUCGUGGUGCUGUCCACACUGGGGGUGGACUCUGUGCUCAUUGUCCUGUCCUAUGGGCUCAUCCUCCAGACAGUGCUGUCCAUUGCAUCCAAGGCUGAGCGCCUCAAAACCCUCAACACGUGUGUCUCCCACAUCUGUGCUGUGCUGCUCUUCUACACACCCAUGAUUGGCCUGUCCAUGAUCCACAGAUUCGGCAGACGAGCUUCCCCUUCCAGCCGCGUGCUGCUCUCUUAUCUGCACUUCCUCACACCUCCAGUGAUCAACCCAGUGGUUUACACCAUUAAGACCAAGCAGAUCCGACUGAGGAUGCUGCACCUCUUCCGCUCAAAUGGGACCGGCAUCAGAGAUGCUCAGGAUCAUUAA